Bufo gargarizans (Asiatic toad) is the source of this 1001-nucleotide messenger RNA. It is a transcript of the gene EIF1B, whose product is annotated as eukaryotic translation initiation factor 1B. Gene Ontology annotation, molecular function: translation initiation factor activity; RNA binding; ribosomal small subunit binding. NCBI's taxonomy places the organism in Eukaryota, Metazoa, Chordata, Amphibia, Anura, Bufonidae. Gene Ontology annotation, biological process: translational initiation. The record is from RefSeq and is a predicted model, not a curated record. The transcript is spliced from 5 exons. The coding region runs from base 394 to 714 and encodes 106 amino acids. Gene Ontology annotation, cellular component: eukaryotic 43S preinitiation complex.
AAAGCCGCAACACGGCCAUUUUGUUCUAGACUGCAAGCGAGCAGGUUAGGCCUUGUCCGAGGACUCGUAGACGCUUCUCGUCAGUCCGGCUUCUCUGCUGAGCUCCUGACGUAGCUGUCGCCUUCCUGUUCCCGCAGCCAGAGGAGGUGUCCGCCGUUCGCUCCGGCCCGCGCUCUCUAGACCCACAGAAGCCCUCUCUUCAGCCGCCGCCAGCCUUUUCCUCUGCACUCCGUGCACCUAAUAAUAUCGCAUGUCCUCUAUCCAGAACCUCAACUCUUUCGGCUAGGAGAUGUAUUGUAAGAAAAUGGACAGAGAAAACAAUACCAACAAAAAAUAUGUGGUCCCGUCUGGUCAAAUGCUCGUUGGCUUGUGAGAGACUACAUAUAACCACAAAUGCUAAAAGACCCCUUUGCUGAUGCAACUAAGGGUGACGACUUACUCCCGGCAGGGACUGAAGACUAUAUCCAUAUAAGAAUUCAACAACGAAACGGCAGAAAGACUCUGACCACUGUACAGGGGAUUGCAGAUGAUUACGACAAAAAGAAACUUGUAAAAGCUUUCAAGAAGAAAUUUGCCUGUAAUGGUACUGUGAUUGAACAUCCAGAGUACGGUGAAGUCAUUCAGCUGCAGGGUGACCAGAGAAAAAACAUCUGUCAGUUUCUUAUGGAAAUUGGCAUUGUUAAGGAAGAACAGCUGAAGGUCCAUGGCUUCUGAGAUGUGAAUUACGUCACUCUUUUCUGCCAAGGCUGGCACUCUUAAAACAUGAAUAUUUGCAGUAGAAGGACUUUUAAUAUGUCUGAACAUUCAACUCUAGGUCCUUUUGUGCAUGAUUAUCAAAAAUGUGUAAAGAGUAGGCUAGUAACACAUAAAAAGAUAGCUGUUAGAUGGUAGGUUGGAACAAGGAGUUUUAGCACAUUUCCAAUGGAAAUGUUUUAGUGAUCUGUCAACUUUUUUCCACUUGAUUUGAUGUUUUUGUUGUAUUAAAUGUUUGUGGCUGCCUA